Molecule: messenger RNA, 1178 nt
Organism: Cynara cardunculus var. scolymus (artichoke)
Lineage: Eukaryota; Viridiplantae; Streptophyta; Magnoliopsida; Asterales; Asteraceae
Product: biotin carboxyl carrier protein of acetyl-CoA carboxylase-like
Exons: 9
Coding region: 161-955 (264 amino acids)
Source: RefSeq, a predicted model, not a curated record
GAAGUUAACGGAAGAAGAUCACUAGAGAGUCCAACCACUUCCAGCUGUUAUCAUCUCGUCUUCUUCUUCCUCUCUCCUUUCCUUUUCAUCUCCACAAUCAAAAGCCCCUUGUUCAAUUUAUAUACUAUUCCUCCUCCAUUGCAAUCCCUCACCGGUUUCCAUGGCUGCCUGUAGCUUUGGGGCUUCAAGUUUGCGGUUAGGACCUGCUAGAAUUGAAUUACCUAAUUUACAGCAGAAUUUGCAUGGAGUAAAACUCCCAAAUUCUCGAAGGUUUGAAGGUCUGGUGUUAUCACAACGUUCAGGGAAGGUAUACGAUCGGUGCCUAUGUUUGUCUGCCAAGAAUGCCCAAUAUUUAGAAGACGAGGAGGAAAAAUCAUCUGAAUCAACAAGCCGGCUUACUCCAAACGCUUCAGAGGUGGAGUCUCUUCUAACGGAAAUUUGUGAUACAACCUCAAUUGCGGAGUUUGAAUUGAAAUUCGGUGGAUUUCGUUUAUAUGUACUGAGAGACUUGACCGGAGAAAGUACCAGUUCUCCACCUCCGGUCUCCGCUCCGAUCAUCAGUACAACUUUGGAGACAACCGAACAAAAUGGGUCAGCAUCUUCACCCUCUCUAGCCAUCACUAAAGCUGUACCCAGUUCAGGUGGGAUUCAGACUUUUCUUGAUUCAGCUGCAGAUGAAGGAUUGGCUAUCAUUCAGUCUCCCAGGGUUGGAUACUUUCGAAGAUCUCGAACCAUUAAGGGGAAGCGAGCACCUCCACCAUGCAAAGAGAAACAAAUAGUAAAGGAGGGGCAAGUUGUUUGUUACAUCGAGCAGCUUGGUGGCGAGCUUCCGAUUGAGUCUGAUGUAGCUGGAGAAGUUAUUAAGAUCCUUCGUGAUGAUGGUGAUGCUGUCGGAUACGGAGAUGCUCUAAUCGCAGUUCUUCCCUCAUUUCCGGGAAUCAAGAAGCUUCAGUAGGUCGGUCAGCGAUAUACCCAGCCGCAUUUCGCCCCCUCCCCUCUCUUUUUGCUAGUUUCCGGAGAUCCGAUGGUUGAAAUUCUCAUACAUGCAUAUAAGAACAUUCCAUUUACAUUACAUCAAGAUCUCUGGACUUACCUUUCUUAGGAAUUUUUUUUUAUAUGUGUGGCCUCUGACUGAGCUCUCAUCUAAUAAAGGUGUAAAUUCAGAUUGUUUUGUUUCA